UCUGCCGCUGCCACGGUUUCUCUGUUUUUUGUUUUGUUUUUUUUGUUUUGUUUUUUCUUCUCCAAAUCUUCAUUUGCCAACAAUGCAAGCAAGCAACCUGCUUUGAAAUCGACGCAACCAUCUUCUUCAUCAUCAUCCCAAUUGCAAUUAUUCAUUCAUUUAUUCAUUCCAUUCUGUCAUGUUUAGCGUGAUUUGCGCCUCAAAAGUUCCCCACAAUUCUGCUCUCAGAUCUGACUCUCCCCCUCUCUGACCAUAGCAACAGCAACAGGGGGCAUUCUCUUCAGCAGCUUGGAACUCCAUUUCCAUGAAUUCUGGUUGGAUAUGAUGAAUAGUUGAACACCCUGUUUCAAGUGUCCAUAGUUGAUAAUUGAUUACUCCAAGGAAUUUGGAGUUCUGGUUGGAUAAUACAACGGUAGCCAUAACUAGCAAUUUUCAUGUUGAUUGAGGUUGCCCAUAUGAAUCAAACAACAUCGUAGUGUUUUACCUGGAUAAUGCUGCUACUAUUUUAUUGACUAGUACUGAAUCAUUGGUAUGUAUAGUAGGUGUGACUAUGGUAGUUGUGUUGUAUGUGAAGAUUUAAAGACACCUCGUUAGCGGCAGACAUCGACCAAUUUUCUAUAUAUUCUAACCAUAAUGUUAGGAGUAGAAGCUUAAUAACCGAUAAUAACUAAUUAAACUUUUGAAGCAAAUAUAAAGCAAUUUAGACAAAACUCCGAAAACAAUGGAGUUACUAGUUACAGUGGCUUUUCGUUAUCAUCUUUAGUAGAGCAUGCAUUUCUAAAUGCUUGUCAUGGACAACUAGACAUGAAUCAGAAUUCUGUUAAAAGUGUGAGCUCCGCUAGUGGUGAAAAAGAUGCUAGGAUUUAUGCUGUGUUUGCAAGUGCAGACCAUCGUUGAUGCACUUAGAUUCAAUUUUGUUUCUGUUUGCUGAAUCCUGAAGGUCCUAUAAUUGAAUAGUGCUGAUACAAUGAAGAACAUAGUGGCACCUAUGGAAAAGGCUUUGCCUUCUCCCACUUUUCUGUGGAGAUUCAAGAUGGUACUCUUUCUGAUGUGGGGACUUACUUGCUGCAAGGUUGGUUGGGACUCUGUCAUGAGAAUGGAUGCGAAUUUGCGAGAUCUGUUUUUAUACGAGGCAUUUUUGUAUUAUAACCCUCUCCUUCUUGUGACUAUGAUGGUCUGGCUUUGGGGAGUCAAUUUGUGGGUAUUCCUACAAUCAAGUAUAAAUUAUCCGAAGAUUUUUGAAAUUGAUCAAAACCACCUCACUCACAGAGAGAUAUGGAAGUGUAGCACUUGGAUGACGAUUCUUGUCCCUACUAGCAUGACUGCCUAUCUGUAUCUAUAUUCUCACGGGGAAGUAUCAUUAGCUGCAUCUCAACCUGUGCUUCUCUACAUUCUGUUCGCUGUUAUCAUGAUCUUUCCCUUUGAUAUUUUCUAUUUGUCCUCUCGGUACUUCUUUUUGAGGACAUUGUGGCGGAUAGCUUUUCCUUUGCAGCCAAUAUCGUUUCCUGACUUCUUUGUGGCUGAUAUUUUAACCUCCAUGUCAAAGGUGUUUUCAGAUUUGGAGCGAUCGGUUUGUAGGAUGGUGAACAAACAGGUCGCCACAAUUGCUUGGCUUGAAGCCGAUUCGGUCUGUGGUAGUCACUCUGUUGCAAUCCCAAUGGCUCUUGUUCUUCCUUAUUUGUGGCGUUUAUUGCAAUGUCUUCGUCAGUACAAAGAUACUAAAGACAAAACUUGCCUUUUCAAUGCUCUAAAAUAUUCAACAGCAUUCCCAGUGAUUUUUCUCUCGGCGCUGAAGUAUCACGUCUUCCCCGAGAAAUGGACAACUAUUUAUCGGCCACUGUGGCUAUUCUCGAGUUUAAUUAAUUCGCUCUAUUCAUUUUACUGGGAUAUAACCAGAGAUUGGGAUUUAAGUGGCUUUUCGCGCAUUUUCAAGUUUAACAGACCAAGUGCAGUUUCGAACGCGCUUCACGGACGACAAUGGAUAUAUUUUUGGAUGAUUGGAAGCAACUUUAUUCUGCGCGGCUCGUGGACGUACAAACUAUCUGCGCAUCUCCGGCAUAACUACUUGACAGUGUUUGCAAUCACUCUUUUGGAGAUGUUCCGACGGUUCCAGUGGAUCUUCUUCAGAGUUGAAAAGGAGGUGAAUAAGACAACACGAUCCAGUGGCAUUCAACUCGUCGAAAGCGAGAAAGAGGACGAGAAAUUGCUAGGCACCACUAACAUUCAUGAUGUAUAGAAAAAUGAUUUAAGAAAAACACAUUCAUCCAACCAAAUUUUGGCAAUGUCAUCUUCAUAUAUUAGCAUCAGCUCUAAUUCAAUUCUUUAUACCAACAUGAGGGAUUAUUCAUGCAUAUAUAUGCAUGAAUGUGUAAGUGUAAGAUUAAUGGAGAUAUCUCAUUCCAUUGAUGAAGCAGCACUUGGUUGAAACUGAAAUGCAUGCAAAGAUGUUUACUAAUGAAAAUGAGUUUUAGCAGUUCACUGAAGAUGAGGAAGCUUGAAAUUGAGUGCACAUUCAAGAGCUGCAACAAGGUCUACUUUGAGAUUGAAGAACAUGAUGAUUUAUUUUUUUUAAGAAAAAAAGGAAAAAAAAAAUAUACAUAGUAUAUUCUUUCCAUUUUUUUUGUUUAAAUUAGAUUAGCAUUUUUGUAACUAGAGAAUGGAUACACAAAAGCUUUGUUUGCUUGAUUCAUCUAAGAGGAACUAGUUAGUAUACUUGAUAUUUAUUUUGAAUUUCAUAAUUUCUACAAUAUUAAGCGGGUUUUAAUUGUCUCA
Arachis duranensis is the source of this 2772-nucleotide messenger RNA. RefSeq lists its product as uncharacterized. The transcript is spliced from 14 exons. The coding region runs from base 968 to 2236 and encodes 422 amino acids. Gene Ontology annotation, cellular component: membrane; cytoplasm. Lineage: Eukaryota; Viridiplantae; Streptophyta; Magnoliopsida; Fabales; Fabaceae. The record is from RefSeq and is a predicted model, not a curated record.